Molecule: messenger RNA, 2721 nt
Organism: Tribolium castaneum (red flour beetle)
Lineage: Eukaryota; Metazoa; Arthropoda; Insecta; Coleoptera; Tenebrionidae
Gene: Syt1
Product: Synaptotagmin 1
Exons: 9
Coding region: 179-1504 (441 amino acids)
Biological process (GO): synaptic vesicle endocytosis; cellular response to calcium ion; regulation of calcium ion-dependent exocytosis
Cellular component (GO): exocytic vesicle; synaptic vesicle membrane; dense core granule
Molecular function (GO): syntaxin binding; phosphatidylserine binding; calcium-dependent phospholipid binding
Source: RefSeq, a predicted model, not a curated record
UGCUAUCGAUUUCAGCAGGGUGCUGUCGGUGGCCAUUUUACCGACUCUUGCGCUCGUCCUACCCUCAAGUUGAGGCAGAAACCACUGCCUGAAAAGCAAAGCAGUGCACACAAAAUGUCCUACAGUUCUUGAAAGUGGAAAGUUUCCGUUCUUGAGGUCCAUUUAACAAAAAUACGAAAUGUCUCAAUCGAUAUUAAGAUUACUAAAGCGGGAGGCGAGCAAUAUAACCGCCUCCACCGGAAAUAGUACCACAAACAUAACACUUCCGGCAGUUUCAAGUGGAGGCACAGUACCAGAAACAAUAGUCAAACUGGAAGGAUCAACUACGGAAUUUUCAACAACUCCGCCUGAUGUUACCACAACAGGACCAGCACUUAAAGAUCGAGCCAUGGAGAUGGCAGAGGUUGUAGCUGAAAAGACUGGAAUGAAGCCAUGGAUGGUCAUCACCAUCGUGAUUGCUAUUUGUGCUAUAAUCCUUGGAAUCUGCUUCUGCUGCAUAAGAAGAUGUUUCCGGAAAAGGAGAGCAAAGGAUGGGAAGAAAGGUAUGAAAGGAGUGGACUUGAAGUCAGUCCAGUUGCUUGGCUCCUCGUACAAAGAGAAAGUCCAACCGGACAUGGACGAACUGACGGAAAAUGCUGAAGAACCGGACGAGGCGGAAAAGCCAGAGGUGCAAAAACUGGGCAAACUGCAGUAUAAGCUCGAAUAUGACUUCAAUCAAAACAGUCUAUCCGUCACUGUCAUUCAGGCCGAAGAUUUACCAGCUCUUGACAUGGGUGGCACUUCAGAUCCCUACGUCAAGGUGUACUUGCUUCCAGACAAGAAGAAGAAGUUCGAAACCAAAGUCCAUCGUAAAACGUUAAGUCCAGUUUUUAAUGAAACGUUUGUCUUUAAGAACAUUCCGUACGCCGAUGCAAUGAACAAAACCCUCGUGUUUGCGAUUUUCGACUUUGAUCGGUUCUCCAAACAUGACCAGAUCGGUGAGGUGAAAGUCCCCCUUUGUCAAAUCGAUUUAGCCCAAACGAUCGAGGAAUGGCGCGAGCUGCAGAGCGUGGAAGGAGAAGGUGGUCAGUUGGGAGACAUUUGCUUCUCAUUACGAUACGUACCGACAGCUGGAAAACUCACCGUCGUUAUCCUAGAGGCUAAGAACUUGAAGAAAAUGGACGUUGGAGGAUUAUCUGACCCGUACGUGAAGAUCGCUCUAGUACAGAACGGAAAGAGGCUAAAGAAGAAGAAGACCAGCAUCAAGAAGUGCACACUGAACCCGUAUUACAAUGAGUCGUUCACUUUUGAAGUACCGUUCGAACAAAUUCAGAAAGUUAACUUGGUGGUAACUGUGGUGGACUACGACAGGAUUGGUACCUCGGAACCUAUUGGUAAAGUCGUCUUGGGUUACAACGCAAGCGGAACCGAACUGCGCCACUGGUCUGACAUGUUAGCAUCGCCGCGCAGGCCCAUCGCCCAGUGGCACACCCUCAAAGACCCAGAGGACGAGAAGAAGGACUAAGCUGGUCGCUUACAACGCUGAUUUAUUCAAACACUAUAAGAUUUACUCAUAAAGAUAUUGGUUCCCUAGCAUGAGAAAACGUCGCGUUACUUAAUUUACUUAAAAGGAAAACAGUUAUAAGUGUAUAUUUGUAACAUCAUAGAUGUCAGUAACAUAUAUUUUAUAAUAACUACUUGAAGGAAAUAUUCGAUGUAACUCUCGGGACUACCUAAUUUAUUAUUUUUCCCGAAAACAGGUUACUCAGCUUGCCUUCAACGAACUACUGUUUCUGUAAAUAGAUCGCCUUCUUCCAAACCGUUUUUCGUUUCGAAAUUGUAACACCCACAUUGAAACAGACGCGGAAGAGUCGCCAAUGAGUAUUAGACGAUUAGAUCAUACAGACAAUAGAAAUUUGAUAGCUUGUAGAACAGUUGAAAUUACUUUGCAAAUUUUAAUGGACCGGAGCACAAAAAACUUUCGAAUCUCAAUCCCACAAUGGGCGCUAUUGCAAUUUGUGGAUUAUUAUUGCCUAUUUACCACCAAAACAACGAUACGACGACAAAAGGCGCAUUGUUGGGAUUGCGUCAGCAUUGAGACAUGCUGUUUUAAACAACGUAGAGUAGAAUUCCGUUCCAAAAUUUUAUUUGGCGGUACCCUGACCAAAAAUCACACGGUCCAGGGUACCAAACAGAAAAAAUGAUAUUAUUCUUCCUCUUUUCUUGUAUAUACCUAUAAAUAAUGUUACAAUGUUGUGUAAAAUAAAAAAGUAUGUAAACAGUAUAGAGAAGUGUUACGGCCCCUCUUAUGUAUGUACCCUCCCAAACACCAGUAUAUGGGCCCAAGUUAUUUAUUUAGUAAGAAAUCAGCACACACCUAGCUCUAAUACCGAAGAAAUUUGGUAAUCAUCAAUGCGUGAUCUUAUUUUGUUAUCAGGUGGUGACAAUUGUAGUUUGCACGAGCUUCUUGGAGUGGCAAUAUCUUAGGAAUGUAAUUGUACGUGAUCUUAGGUUUAGUUAAACAAAGAAAACAAAAACUGUAAACGGCUUUCCUUAUCUAGUCAUAGCAAAAUAGCACUUUAUUAUCAUUAUUAUUACAUUGUAUAGUUAAUUUUUCAAUGUUAUUAAAGAACAAUAAGUAUGAUAAUAUUAUUAUAUUGUGAAAUUAAAUAAAAUGUGGCAACCUUGCUCUUGUUAAGUAGACAAAAAAUAAAUAAAUCAUAUCACUCGUCCUGUUGACCA